AUGGACUUCGACGCUAUCCUAGAAGAUGUGGGUGUCUUCGGCCGUUAUCAGAAAUUGGUGAUUUACCUGAUACUGCUGCCAGCUGUCAUCCCGUGCGGAUUCCAUGCGUACGCACAGCUCUUCAUGUCAGCUAAUGUGGAUCAUUGGUGCCGAGUUCCGGAACUGGAGCAUAUUUCUGAUUUGGGAAUAGUCAAGAAUUUAAGCAUACCAAUGGAACUAAGGAAUGGUAACCACCAAUAUUCCGAGUGCAACAUGUACAACUUAAAUUAUAGCGACAUCAUAAAGAAUUAUGAAAGUCUCGCUGAAGCGGUCACAAAAGUAACACCCAGCAACGUUGUGGCAUGUAGGAAUGGUUGGAAUUAUGACAAAAGCGUAUACAGGAACACAAUCGUAUCUGAAUGGAACUUAGUUUGCCACAAAGAUUUCUACCCAACCCUUGGUUUAGUGCUUCUAGCAGUCGGAGGCAUCAUAGGCAAUUACAUCUUCGGCUACCUCCAAGACACAAUUGGAAGAAAACCAUCGUUCUUCAUUUACCUUCUAAUAGAAUGUGUAUUUGGUGUUGCCACUGCUUUCGCUCAAAACUACGUGGUGUGGACCAUCUACAGAGUGGGUGUUGGGUUUACUGUACCGGCUAUCAUGGCCACACCUUAUGUCUUGGCGAUAGAACUGGUUGGUCCUCGCUGCCGAACUCUAUGCACCAUUUUAUCUAACAUUGCGUAUUCCAUGGGCUUGAUACUACUCGCUGGCGUCGUAUACUUCGUGAGGAAUUGGCGCCACCUAGCGUUAACUACUACUUUGCCCUUCGUUUGUUUUUUCCUGUACAUGUGGGCCAUGCCAGAGAGCCCUCGAUGGUUAUUAGCAAGAGGCAGAUUCGAAGAAGCCGAAAUAAUAUUGAAGAAUAUGGCAAGAAUCAACGGGAAAUCCUUACCGGCCAACUAUAUGGUACAUCUUCGCCGCAAAUAUGAAACAGACAAACUAAAACAGGAUAUAGAAAAGGAGAAGACGCGUAAAUAUGGCAUUCUGGACCUAUUCCGUACACCCAACUUGAGAAAGAAGACAAUUAUCAUAACUUUCAUCUGGUUCACAAACACCAGCGUUUAUGUUGGUCUGUCGUAUUAUGCACCUGUUCUUGGAGGCGAUGAAUUUUUGAACUUUUUCCUAGCAGGCAUCGUGGAAUUGCCCACCUAUUUGUUCCUAUGGCCUUCGAUGGAGAGACUUGGAAGGAGGUGGACGCUUUGCAUGAGUAUGGUUGUUGGUGGUAUAGCCUGCUUGACCACGUUUUUGGUUCAACAUGAAACCAACGUCACUCUUGCGUUGUACUGCGUCGGAAAGAUGGGCAUAUCAUCUUCAUUCGUGGUGUUACCACUGAUGGCGUCAGAACUGUACCCGACAGUGGUGAGGGGGCUCGGAAUGAGCCUCAGUUCUGUACUCGGCAUGCUGGGUCCUAUCUUCAUACCACUCGUUAAUUACUUGGGAGCCGACAUCAUGGUUUUGCCACUUAUUAUUAUGGGAGCCUUGUUGGUGGCCGGAGGCGUAGCUAGCUUACUUCUUCCAGAGACGUUAAACCAGCAUUUACCGCAGACUUUAGAAGACGGCGAGAAAAUGGGUCUUGAUACUGAUUUUUGCUGUAGUCCACCAGUGAAAGAAACUAAACUGUCGACUAGCUUGAAAUUAAAGGAAACAACGUUAAAGAUAAAUCAAGAGUAUUGUAAUACUUGCAACACUUUAUGCACUUGUCAAUUGAUUAAUGUUCCAUUAGUUGAAAAUGUUACUGCUAUAACUGAAAAGUAA
This is a messenger RNA of Achroia grisella, 1791 nucleotides long. RefSeq names its product beta-alanine transporter-like. The transcript is spliced from 7 exons. Gene Ontology annotation, cellular component: membrane. The coding region runs from base 1 to 1791 and encodes 596 amino acids. Gene Ontology annotation, molecular function: transmembrane transporter activity. The record is from RefSeq and is a predicted model, not a curated record. Gene Ontology annotation, biological process: transmembrane transport. NCBI's taxonomy places the organism in Eukaryota, Metazoa, Arthropoda, Insecta, Lepidoptera, Pyralidae.